This is a messenger RNA of Colletotrichum siamense, 309 nucleotides long. It is a transcript of the gene afp, whose product is annotated as Antifungal protein. Gene Ontology annotation, biological process: defense response to fungus. The record is from RefSeq and is a predicted model, not a curated record. NCBI's taxonomy places the organism in Eukaryota, Fungi, Ascomycota, Sordariomycetes, Glomerellales, Glomerellaceae. Bases 1 to 309 code for a protein of 102 amino acids. The transcript has 3 exons.
AUGCAGAUUGCCAAAGUUGCUUUCUUUCUCUUCGCUGCUAUCGGCGUGGCGGCGAACCCCGUUGAUGUCGAUGGCAGCGGCAUAGACGCCGGAGUGUCUGGCGGGGAGGGCAUGAACACGUUGAUAACGUACACUGGGAAAUGCACCAGAGGCAGAAACUACAAGGAGGACACGUGCAAGUUCAAGGGCCAAAAGGGCAAGACUACCAUUGUCCGGUGCCCUCGAUUUGCCAACCAGAGGUGCCCUCGGAAUGGCAGUAAGUGCACAUGGGACAGUUACAAGCGGACUACCAAGUGCAACUACAAAUAG